Molecule: messenger RNA, 2555 nt
Organism: Nymphalis io (European peacock)
Lineage: Eukaryota; Metazoa; Arthropoda; Insecta; Lepidoptera; Nymphalidae
Gene: Eif2g
Product: eukaryotic translation initiation factor 2 subunit 3-like
Exons: 3
Coding region: 188-1966 (592 amino acids)
Biological process (GO): formation of translation preinitiation complex; positive regulation of translational fidelity
Cellular component (GO): eukaryotic translation initiation factor 2 complex; nucleus; cytosol
Molecular function (GO): histone H3K9 methyltransferase activity; zinc ion binding; protein binding
Source: RefSeq, a predicted model, not a curated record
AGAUACAGAUUACAAUAAAUUUUUCAACGUGCGCGGCAAGGCAAGGAGCUAUGGCCACGCAAUAACUCGAAACAAUCACGAAAUUGUUUGAAUUAACAUUUUAGACGCUACAGUCUAUGUUUAAAAUAAGUUAAUUGAAUGCUGAAUAUAUAGUAUACUUGUACAAGUGCUUGUAUUUUAAACCAAUAUGACUUCGAAUGAAGGCCGAGCUCAGUCAAACUUGCAUCAGCAAGAUUUGUCUAAAUUAGAUGUCACAAAGCUAUCUGCUUUAUCCCCUGAAGUAAUAUCUAGACAAGCCACUAUUAACAUUGGUACAAUUGGUCACGUAGCCCAUGGUAAAUCAACUGUGGUAAAAGCAAUAUCUGGUGUGCAGACUGUCAGAUUCAAGAAUGAAUUGGAACGAAAUAUUACUAUUAAAUUAGAGCGCCUGACCGAGUCAGUUAUAAGAAUGUAUCGUGAUAGAGCCGAUGAAAGAGAUGAACAUAUUUUUAUCGGAAAGUUUAGAAAAGCGAAAAAGAGACCUCUGCCAUUAGAUACAGAAACAAUAAUAGAAAAACCUCAAAGCAAAAAACAAAAAAGACAUAAACAACAACCAGAAGAGUUCAUCAUAGAACAAAUUCUUGAUUUCAAAUAUGUAUCGGGUAAAGAAAGCUUUUUCAUUAAAUGGAAAGGUUGGAAUGACAGUGAAAACACUUGGGAACCAAUUGAAAAUCUAGAUAAUUGUCCAGAUGUUUUAAAAAAGUUUUUAAUUAGUGAAGAGUUAAAAAAUUGUAAAAAAAUUGAAGAACUUAAAGAAGAAUUAUCUUUUGACAAUUUACUUAGUGAGGAGAAUCUUAUUAAAAGACUUGAUGAAUUUGAUGAAUCCAACCUUACUACAUUAAAAGAGAACCUAUUAUUAAAAUUACUUUCAAUGAUAUAUCUAAAUGAGUCGAAUGAACUUUAUGCAUGUGAUCUUGUUCAAGAAACAAGAAAUAUUUUACAGUUAUAUGUUAUGUGUAGAAAACGCUGUCGUCAGCUAAUGGCCCUCAAAGAUUGGGAAGAUUAUUUGAAUCAAGUCGAUAAAUGUAAGAAGUUAACAGUAGAAAAUGAUGUUGAUUUAACUGGUCCACCAGAAAAUUUUACGUACAUAAAUGAAUCAAUACCUGGAGUUGGUGUAGUUAUUCCCAAUGACCCACCUAUUGGUUGUGAAUGUGAUGCCUGUAACUGUCGAUCAAAAUCCUGUUGUGGAAUGCAAGCAGGUUUAUUUGCCUAUACAGUUAAUAGAAGACUUCGAGUCGCUACAGGUACACCAGUAUAUGAAUGUAACAAAGCAUGCAAAUGUUCACCAGAUUGUAAUAAUCGUGUAGUUCAACGGGGACGAAAUUUUAAAUUGACUAUAUUUAAAACGGCUAAUGGCUGUGGAUGGGGAGUAAGAUCAGAUCAGAAGAUUAAGCAGGGACAAUUUCUAUGCCAAUAUGUUGGAGAGGUUAUUACUUUUGAAGAGGCAGAGAAACGUGGAAGGGAGUAUGAUGCUAAUGGAUUGACUUAUCUGUUUGAUUUAGAUUUUAAUUCAGUGGAAAACCCAUAUGUUGUGGAUGCAUGUAAUUUAGGUAAUGUAUCACAUUUUAUAAAUCAUUCAUGUGAUCCAAACCUAGGUGUAUGGGCUGUAUGGGCAGAUUGCCUGGACCCAAACCUACCAAUGUUAGCUUUAUUUGCUACGAGGGACAUUGAAGCAGGAGAGGAGAUAUGCUUUGACUACUUGCAAAAGUCCUCUGAAAGUGAAGAAGAUACAGAAACUCCUGUUAUAUCUAUGGAAAAUGUAGAAGAUAACACCUGUAUACCUAAUGCUUCCGAAGCGAAUACUACAAUUUCUCCAGUUUCACCUGUGAAGACUAGAUUUGAAAUGCAACAACAAAAUAUGGCAUUGCUCAGAAAUCGUACUGAAUGCAAAUGUGGGGCUUUAAAGUGCAGAAAAUAUUUGUUCUAAUAAAUAUUAAUGAUAAUUACUACUUACAGUUGUAAAAGCAAGAAAUUAGAUUACAGUAUUUAGAUAUAUUUUAGCUGUUUAUUAAAAUGAUAAAAUCUUUAUGCAAUUAUUAAACACACUAAAGAUAUUUAAAAAGUAAAAAAAGAAAAAAGUAAAAAAAAUAUUUAAACUUAGAAUCUCAGUAAAAAAUUAAAUUCUCAGAAUAUGUUUCCUCUCUCCAACCUUUUCACUUUAAAUUAUUCUUAUAUUAUCUUUAUUUGGUACAACUGACUGGCAAAGUGUUUUGUAACGAGUUUUAUAAAUACGCACACGCUCGAGAAAGUGCAAAUGUAGUGCCAAGUAGCCAGCAUGCUUGCUAUACAUGUAAUCUGUUUGCACAUACAAGUUCUUACUAUGUUCGCAUCUAAGCGGAUUUUGUCCGCUGUUAAGAAUCAGAUAUGUUUUCAGUUUCUUUAUUUUAGAUUUUCAUUUACUAAGACUUUCAUUUCAAUAUAUAUAUAUAUAAUUUAAGGUUAAUGUUGAAACAUACUUUAAGAAUUUAAUACCUAAAAAUUAAAAUACAAAUAUUUUAUGUAAAAAGCCACAAGAA